This is a messenger RNA of Mycotypha africana, 807 nucleotides long. RefSeq lists its product as uncharacterized. The transcript has a single exon. The coding region runs from base 28 to 342 and encodes 104 amino acids. Lineage: Eukaryota; Fungi; Mucoromycota; Mucoromycetes; Mucorales; Mycotyphaceae. The record is from RefSeq and is a predicted model, not a curated record.
AUUUCUAAAAGAACGUUAUAUCGUUGCAUGGCUGAUCUGUGGCUUUUCUCUUUGAAGCGUGUUCUCAUGGAGCCAGAAGGCAGAAACUCCCUUGAAAAAAUUCAACAAAGAAAAGAAUGGAUGAUAACUGUGAAGGAACAGGUGUAUAUUACAGGGAUCAAAUGCAUAUUUAUUGACGAAGCUGGUUUCAAUGCUAAUUUGAUAAGAACCCAAGGAUGGGCACACAUUGGAGAAACUCCUAUGUUAAAAAAGACGUCUAGGGCUAACCCCAUUUCUAUUCUAGGCGCUACUUAUGCAAAAGACCUUAUAAAGGUCUUGUUGCGUACGGGUAGAAUAGAAUAGCAAAAGAAGAGGCAAAGAGAAGUCUGUGGAAACUGUGGUAGGUUUUAUAUUAGAGUCAUUUAACAGAGACAAAGACAAAAUACAAGGAUGAGGAUAAGGACAAAGACAAUAUUUCUACACUUCAACAUGAGUCGUAUUCAUCUUUUUCAGGAACUUGAUCUGAGAAUGAGAUAUGCCUUGCAGAGUUCAUAGAUUUGCUCGCUUUGGGGAUUUCUACAUGAGACAUUCUAUAUCACAGAUAACAGUUGAAUAUGGCUAUGUGGACUGUAUUAAGUGACUCAAAGUCAAUAAAUUUAAUUGUUCGCUCCCUAAUUGGUACUUCACUAAUAUCUUUUAUUACUCGUUUAAAUAUGCUGUAUUUGUUCAACAUAUAAACCGUCUCUAGGUACAGAUGUUCCUGCCAAUACUUAUUUUGUGGUUCAAACUAAUUGGGCUGAUUCCAAGGGGAAUAUACUUUUUGUGCCA